CUUUCAGGCUUUAAACUCGUUGGACACGUAUUGGAAACCUUGGCUGUUGACGAAUAUAUCUGCGGACAACGAUGCCUCAGAAAUGAAAAAUGCCUGUCUUACAACAGCCAUUCUGAUGAUGACCAUGACAACAACAAAUGUGAGCUUAGUGAUCAAAACAGACCGGAUAAGCUUAUUCGCAGCCCUGGGUUCACCUAUCAUAUCAAAGGUAAACAUAAAUAAAGUUCUACCAUGGAUUCUACUAAGGCAAAUAAUUAGCCACAAGUCCUGUUUUGAGAAAGGUUGUCAAAAGAUAUUAAGGGUGGUUUUGAAUCCACUGUUCUUCAAAGAAAUUUGAAAGAAUGGUACGAGAGAUUUGUCAGUGCUAAUUAGGAAAGCAACAAAAAUAGGUUCGACAGCUACAAAGUCACGUGUAUUGAUAAUAUCCCAUAUUACCUUUCGGGAUUGUCAUGUGCACAUUUUUCCCGACAACCUUUCCCGAAAUCGCUGUAAAUGUUUGGAUAAGUGAACAAAUUAAUGAAAUAUAGACUACACCGCCUGGGCAUGAAUCCUCACAGUGUGCGUUCUUUACCCCGGCCCCUUUCAAAUUGAUGAGGAAGAAUGAAAGAGGCAACAUCAACGUCUUUAAUCGCAGCUAGUGCCCGACCCAAAUGAUACAAAUUUGACGGUUGAUUCAGACAUCAAACUUUUAAGAUGUCGGACUCAAUUCAUUUUCACGAUGUGCAAUGGUUUACAAUCAUCUCACCAGUGAAAAUGAAUUAUAGCAAUUUGUGUAUUAGGUUCGGUACUGAUGAUAACUUCGACGUAAACGAAGUCGCUCCACGGUCAGAAUUACCAAGUGAGCCACUCGAUCUCAAUUCAUGGGUUGACCCAAAUUAGAAAUGUCGGACUCAAUUGAUUCAAACGUCGAUCUCCUCGCCAUGUACUUAAAUUAGCUGAGGGGAUUAGAUUGGGUGAUAUGAAAAGCUCGUCAAAUCGUACUAAUUGUAAUUUUUCACGUACAAGAAAGCCGCAGAUAUGGUGCCUUAUUCUGCAUUUUUUCAACCUACAGUUGGAAAAGGCUGGUAUUCCUCGUAUCCUGGUCAUUCCUGCAAAGACAUCUAUGACUCUGGCGACGCAAGAGGUGACGGAGAAUACUGGAUUGACCCUGAGAAAAAUGGAAAUCCUUUUAAAGUCUUUUGUGACUUGACCAGAGCAGGUGGUGAGUAUUGGUGUUCUAUAGUUAUCACUGAAAGGACUUACACCCUCAGAUCAGGCUAUAAGAUGGAUGACCGGGGACCCGGUUAUCCAGACCCUGAGAUAAGGAGGGGGCCCGGUCUCAAAAAAAACUUUUUUUUGGCCCAUCGGGCCUCAGUUUCGUCUAAAAGUAACGGUGGGGGGAGGGGGGGAGCCGGGUACCCCGGCCCCCCCUGGAUCCGCCACUGCAUUGUUAUUAAGUCGAGGAAAUUUCGUCACCACAAACAUGUCUGUUCAGUGUGACAUGACUUAAGUAUUUUCAGCUGGAGAACGGAAUUGCCUUAUGCGUUGUGAUAUCCCGAAACCUCCAGAUAACCUAGACCUGUAUUAAAUUCAUCAUAAACCAGAAUAGAAUAUUCACUCAACAUAAAUUUCUAAUGACAUGGCUUGCUAGAGAUUCCGUACAACUUGGUUUUGAUGGUAAAAAUUGCCUAACUUAACGUUAAGUUUCACUCUGUUUUGAGUGUUAUUAUAAAUAUUUUAGUCUGAAAUGUCGUACGUCUCCAUCCUCCUCGCCCCCCACUGGUUAGCGGGUGGAGACCCCCCUAUGGCAUUUCCGGUUAUUAAUAUUUUUUCAAGCCAAAGAAAUACGAAAGGUGACAGGCGUUUGGCAGUAACGAAGGGGAAAGAGGGAGACCGUAUGUUGAGGCCUCAAAUGUAAUUAGUGACCCUAAAUGUAAUAAAGGUCCAAAUUGUAAUAACUUUUGGCCCCAAAUGUAAUAAAGGUCCUAAAUGUAAUAACUUUUGGCCCUAAAUGUAAUAACGGGUCCUAAGUGUAAUUCUUUCAGCUCUUAUUAUGCUUAUGGUCAUAAGAAGAUUUCAUAGUGUUGGCUUUCAGCCUUAUUACAGGUUAACUGAGCGCAUGAAUGUGUCUAGGGAGGAAUCACUAAAUACACCAGGCAGAUCCCCUAUGUAGCCUUUUGAGUAACAACUUAUUAUUAUUCAUGUGGUGAAAUCCUGGAGAAAAAAGUUAGCAUAAAAAUUCACUUCAAGAAGUACUCCUGGUAGAAGUUAAAAUCAAAGUCAGGAAGUCCGAAAAACUAUCAAGAUAUACUGCCCUUAAUAUCUUGCUGUUUAUAUAUAACUUCGUGUUCACAUGUACAGCAUUCUGUAUGGACCGACCGAUAUACUCUUUUGGAAAAUGAUAAAAAAAAAAAUUUCUUUUUUUGGCGCAACAUUAAAAAACCCCAUAGACAAAAGUAGUUAAUUUACUACCACCUUUUCUAAUGCACAUUAAUACUUCCUUCAGAUCAAUUACUAAAUUACUACUGUAUUUUGAAAACUUUUGUGUAGAUUCCAGUUGUUUAUAACUCGCGUUUUACGAUGUAGGGAUCAUGUAGUAGGAAACACGAUCGAGACGUAGUUAAUUUAUAAGUGUUUCUCCUACUUCUUCUAGCCGCUUUCUAAGUUUAUGAAUAUCUAUGAAGACUACAUUAGGGCGAAGAAAGUGAAUCGCCCGGGGAAUCGCCAGCUGGCUAUAAAAUUAAUAUCGCAUCAGACCGUCGCAUGUUUCAGUCAGGGGGUUGGGGUUGGGGUUGUUAUACUACAUACAUGCAGUAUACUGUUAAGACUUCCAUUACAUUUAGGGCUAAAACCUAUCACACAUGUAAUAUUAUGAGACGCUUUAUUACAUUUAGGGCCAAAAGUUAUUACAUUUAGGACCUUUAUUACAUUUAGGGCCAAAAGUUAUUACACUUAGGACCUUUAUUACAUUUAGGGUCAUUUAUUACAUUUGAGGCCUCAACACCCUUCCUCUGUCCCUCGAUUAAUCGCCUCCCUCGAAUAAUCGCCCCCCCCCCUCCACCCCCUCCACCCCUCUCGCCAUCUUCUCUUUCUUCUAUCCCCUGCCUGUCAUGUUGAAGUGGAAUCUGAUCAAGUCAUCAAAAAUGUUCAGUUAAUUUGGUGUGAUAAUUUUUUUAUUUAAUGGAGUAAUUAAAAUAUUUAAGGCACGACUUCCAGUCAGCAGUAUGUGAAAUAAUCGCGUUUCUACGAAUAAUCGCCCCCUUUUGGUGCGAAAAAAAAAAUAAUCGCCUCCGACUGUUAUUCGAGGAAAUACGGUAUUCUCGGGAAACACUGUGAGGAGUAUUGUUUAACAACUCAAAGAGAACGGCUGCCUAGGAGACUGCAAUCCCAGUCAUAAUUUGUUAAAACACUUCCGGAAAACAUAAUAUCUACUUAGUCGUUUCAGGAAUAUACGUACUACUACCCUCCCCUUCCCGCAAUAUUGGUUUCACGCGUUUUCUUGGGAAUAAACGUCUUCGAAAUCAACAUUGAAGAGGAAGGGAAGGAACAAUUAGCAAGCGUUUCAACAAUAAUGAAUGGGAAUGUAGCUUUUUCCUCUCCACUCCCUACCAUGUCCUUUCCUGUCCAGAUAUUCUCUCCUGCCUCUUGAUCCAGUCCCCAUACUUAUUUACUGUUUAAUAAAAAUUUCAGGAGGUUGGCUUCUUGUUCUCAACAUUGUGAUUAACGACCAGUAUAACCUCCCUCAGUUGUUACUCGAGACUUCAUACCGCAGAGUGGACAGCUAUAAAAGCAACAAUUUAGUUCUAAUGAACAGCGCCCUGAAUGACCUGAAAACCCUUAUGCCCUUCACUCAAAUGCGGUUCCACUGCAGAAAGCCAAAUGGAUCAACAUUUCAUAUAGUCACGACCGGAAACAGCACCGGUGAAGCUGUUAUUCAGUACUUUACGGGGCAAACAAACACCAUGCCAGACUCCUGUGGAUCGUACAUUAAACUUUGGGAUGACAAUUCAAACCUUGCAAACCGAUGUGCCGACUGGGGGAAUGAGAACAACGAUUACUAUGUGGGUAAAUGGGGGCAUGAAGGCAUGCGUGAAUUGUAUGAUCACCCUGCAUUUAGUGUACUUGCAUAUCACUGGGUCACUUUUGACAGAUGGGAAUGUGAUGACUUUAAACCGAGUUCAUUAUAUGAUUAUCUACCACCUAAUGGAACCUUUUGGAAGAUUUUUGUGCGUUAA
Molecule: messenger RNA, 4214 nt
Organism: Porites lobata
Lineage: Eukaryota; Metazoa; Cnidaria; Anthozoa; Scleractinia; Poritidae
Source: the annotation of a GenBank genome assembly